Molecule: messenger RNA, 3612 nt
Organism: Strongylocentrotus purpuratus (purple sea urchin)
Lineage: Eukaryota; Metazoa; Echinodermata; Echinoidea; Camarodonta; Strongylocentrotidae
Product: ribose-phosphate pyrophosphokinase 2
Exons: 7
Coding region: 307-1323 (338 amino acids)
Biological process (GO): 5-phosphoribose 1-diphosphate biosynthetic process; purine nucleotide biosynthetic process; ribonucleoside monophosphate biosynthetic process
Cellular component (GO): ribose phosphate diphosphokinase complex; cytoplasm
Molecular function (GO): ribose phosphate diphosphokinase activity; magnesium ion binding
Source: RefSeq, a predicted model, not a curated record
AUUCGCGCGGAACCGCGCGCUUCUUGACCCUGCCUCGCUAGCCUUGUACAUGUGAUAAGCAUGCGAUGCAUGUGUUGACGUGACGUACGCGGCUAUAAUGUAUCUCGAUCUCGAUGCUGCGAUGAUGAUUUGAAUGCUCAAUGCAAAAACGCAUGUGUUUGUACCGGUGCUUUCGCCAGAUCAUAGAUGCUUUACACAAAACUUAUCGCAAUUUACCACUAAACGAAAGCGAUACAAACUGACUAUUCUCCGUGCUUUGACAUUGUCAUUGGGAAUUCAUCUGAAAGUCAACCGAUUCGCGUCUUGAUGGUAGAUUCUCUCAUUUUAAACGGAAAACCUGAAGAUCAAUUGCAAAUAUCUCCCAGAAUGCCGAACAUAAAAGUUUUCAGCGGUUCAUCGCACCAUGAUCUGGCGCAGAAGAUCGCCAAUCGACUCGGCUAUGAUCUGGGCAGAGUUGUGACCAAGAAAUUCUCAAACCAAGAGACAUGUGUGGAGAUCGGAGAGAGCGUGCGAGGUGAAGAUGUCUACAUCGUGCAGAGUGGGUGUGGCGACAUCAACGACAACCUGAUGGAGAUGCUGAUCAUGAUCAACGCCUGUAAGAUUGCCUCAUCGUCUCGCGUUACGGCGGUCAUCCCCCUCUUCCCCUAUGCCAGGCAGGACAAGAAGGACAAAAGCCGUGCACCCAUCUCUGCCAAGCUGGUAGCCAACAUGCUGUCCGUCGCCGGAGCAGAUCACAUCAUCACAAUGGACCUUCACGCUUCACAAAUUCAGGGUUUCUUUGACAUCCCAGUUGACAAUCUCUAUGCUGAGCCAGCCGUUCUGAAGUGGAUCAAGGAGAACAUCCCUGAAUGGGGCAACAGCAUCAUUGUCUCACCUGAUGCAGGAGGCGCAAAGAGGGUGACAUCCAUCGCAGACAGGCUCAACAUCGAGUUCGCCCUCAUUCACAAAGAGCGCAAGAAGGCCAAUGAGGUCGCCUCCAUGGUCCUGGUCGGUGAUGUCAAGGACAGGGUCGCUAUCCUGGUCGAUGACAUGGCCGAUACCUGUGGCACCAUCUGCCAUGCUGCUGAAAAAUUAAAGGAUGCUGGUGCGAUCAAAGUCUAUGCCAUCCUCACCCACGGUAUCUUCUCUGGGCCUGCCAUCCAGCGCAUCAAUAACGCCUGCUUUGAGAAGGUCGUCGUCACGAAUACAAUCCCUCAAGAGGACAAGUGCAAACAGAGCAGUAAAAUUGCCGUCAUUGACAUCUCGAUGAUGCUUGCAGAGGCCAUCCGCAGGACGCAUAAUGGAGAGUCGGUCUCGUAUCUCUUUAGCAACGUGCCGUUGUAGUCUAUACCAAGCCUAUACCAAUUUUGUUGUAAAUUAUGGUUCCAAUCGUAUCCAUCAUUUGUACAUUGUGUUUUCCAUUUUCAUGUUCCAUUUAUUUGUCAUUGGGUAAUGUGUCUUAUUAUACUGAGCGAGGGUGUUCGUACCUUAUUCAAGGUCAAAUUAUGGCUUACAAAUUGUUUUCAUAGAAUAUAUGCUCCGGGCAUAGAUUUGUAUGUGAGGCAUAGAUUGGAAUACUACAAUCAACUUAAGAUAUUUUCAGCCCUCUGUUUUGGAGAUCAAAUUCUUGUUUUAUUCCAAGAAUUUAAAUAGGAUUCUGCUAAAUUCCCACUUUGUUUGUUGUUUAUAGAUGUAGCUGUUAGUCUUGACAUUGAAUGUGCUAAGGGUUGUUAUUUUGACUUUGUAUUUUGUUUUAGACGUUUCAUUUCACUUUCAUUUUGAAAAUAUCCAGAGACUGAAUUUCUUGGUGUGCAUAGGUUAUAUUAUUUCUUAGUCCCAAGGUGUUUAUUAACACCAAGUUAAUUAAUGUAUUUGGACUUCAUGCAUACAGUACUUUCUUAUAAAGUAAAAUGUCAAACUAUAGCUUUUUAGAAGAAACGGGCAUUAAUUAGAAUACAUUAGUAACCUUUCUCUUUUGUUUAACUAUGUUUACAUUUAAAUUUUCAUUAAUUUUGUUCUCAUUUGGUAAAGUGGUUUCAUUGUGAUUUCUGAAGUAUCUUAGCGAUGCUUUGUUAUUUUGACCAAAAAAAAAAAAGUUUCAUAUAUGUGGGGGAAAAGUUCCCCAAAUAUAAGAAUUAAGAAUAUAUCUCACAUUCAAUUAGAAUCCUGUCCACACUAUCAUUGUAAAAACAUAAAAGCAUUUCUUGAAUACUUUAAUUUGAUAUUUAUUUACUUAUUUAUUUACGUAAGGCAGAUGACAGGCAUUGUACCAAAUGUCCCAGCACAUACACAUUGUUUAAUUGACAGUAUAAUUGUAAUGUACAUAGAUUCCUGUUCAAGGUAUGUAAAUAAGGAAAGUACUGAUGGGGUUGUGUUGCAAAAUUGAAAUUUGUUAAUUAAGCAAUCCCUGUCGAAAUUGCAAUACCAAACAUUUAUUGCUGAAGUAUAGUACUACUGUCGAAAUAUGUAGUGACUUUGAUGCCAUGCACACCCCUUACAUUAUCUAUUAUUCUGAAAACUGGUUAUUUUACAAAAUGUUGUUCAUACAGUUACAUCAAGGUAAGCCAUGGUUUCUUUUGAAACAUAUUAAGUACAUGAAUAUUCACGGCAGUUAAGAAAUACCACAUUUAACUCGUUUAUGGAGCAAAAUAUGCAGAAUUUUUGUGCCCAUUUUGAUUAUUUUUGAAUGAUUGAUAUUUUGUAACUUAAGUUAUGGAUUUUAUUGCAAUUCUUAAAUCAAUAUUACAUUUAGCAUCUCUCCAUUCGAAAUGUAGGUUUAACAAAAAUUCUGCAUACCAGGUGUUUUUUUUAGGGGGGGGGGGGGUAUGAUUUUAAUCAAAUAUUUGUUGAGUUAUUAUGUCAGGGAACUAAAGUGAGUAUAAUACAGUCAGGGUCACAUCACUUGGGGAAAAAUCUGUAACCAUUAAGGCUUGUUCAAAUAUGGCGCAGUAAAUGGCUGUAGUUUUUCUACGUGUAAAUAAAUGGCAACUGCGUACCACAAAGGUCCUGCACAUGUUCACUGUGCUAUAAAAUACAGAGAUUUGUGAAUCGUAUACUUUAUGUCGUCGUAAAAAGAACACCUCUGUUUUGCCGCAUCAUAUCUGAACAAUCCUUAACUCCCCAAAGAUAUUAUAGGUUAUACUGGUUUGAUUGCUUCAUUCAAUGUUUUAUUUCUUGUUUCAAUACUUUAAUCCAUAAUAAUGUUUCACUUUAAAUGAAGGAGAAAAAACAUUAUUUAUAAGCCUGACCAUAGCCAUGUUUGGUCGAUUUCAAUCCAUGUACCAAAUGUUUCCUUCAGAAGUAGUAUGAAUGGACAGUACAAAACAAAAACUGAUGAAAAUAUCUAUGGGAACGAGUUGUCAGAUGCUCCCUUCAAACUUGGGGUCAAUUUUUCCUUUAAUACCCAUGUUUCUCUCGGGAGAGUGGUCAGUUUUCAUAUGUAAUGUACCGCUCUUCCGACAGAAUUUGGGCCUUGAAGAAAAAAUUGACCCCAAUUUUGAAGGUGACGACUUAUUCCCACAGGUAUAUUUAUCAGGUUUUGUAUUGUCCAUUUUGGUACAUGGGCUAGAUCGAUUGAAAUCGGGGCCUCCCAAGCAAUGCCAAAUGUAAUAAAAUAAUGCACAUGAACAACAA